This is a messenger RNA of Cyprinus carpio (common carp), 1027 nucleotides long. Its product is annotated as trypsin I-P1-like. Gene Ontology annotation, molecular function: serine-type endopeptidase activity. The record is from RefSeq and is a predicted model, not a curated record. NCBI's taxonomy places the organism in Eukaryota, Metazoa, Chordata, Actinopteri, Cypriniformes, Cyprinidae. Gene Ontology annotation, biological process: proteolysis.
UGGAGAAACAGCAGUCAGAUCACAGAGAAGAGCAGAAGGAUGAAGUUCAACAGCACUUUGAGUGUUGCUGCAAUCACACUUCUCUACAUAACAGGUUCACUCUGCCAGUUAGAUGUAUGUGGUCGAGCCCCUCUCAAUAACAGGAUUGUUGGAGGGGAGGAUGCAACGGCAGGUGAUUGGCCGUGGCAGGUCAGCAUUCAUACUGUCAACGAUAACCAUUUCUGUGGCGGGACUCUCAUCACUAAAGACUGGGUUUUAUCUGCAGCUCACUGCUUCCAGGAGUACGAUUACCGUUACAUUAAGAUGUACUUCGGUCGUCUGAGUCAAUCUGACAAAAACCCUAAUGAGACAUCCGGACCUAUUAGAGCUAAACAAAUUAUCAACCAUUCUGACUUUGACAAUGUUACUUAUGACAAUGACAUAGCACUGAUCCAGCUCUCCUCCUCUGUGAAUUUCUCUGAUUACAUCAGGCCAGUCUGUCUGGCAGCGGCUGGAAGUGUAUUUGGUGCAGGUACGGAGAGUUGGGUCACUGGAUGGGGCAGACUACAACCUGAAGGCACCCAGUUUCCUGACAUACUGCAGGAGGUGAUGAUACCAGUUGUGAAUAACAGUGCCUGUGCUAAUGCUUAUAAAGGGAUCAGAAAUAUCACAAGCAAUAUGAUUUGUGCUGGAUUGUUAAAUCAGGGAGGAAAAGAUGCAUGUGAGGGAGACUCUGGAGGUCCAGUGGUCAGCAAGAACGGCUCCCUGUGGAUUCAGUCUGGCGUUGUGAGUUUUGGUGAAAAAUGUGCUGAGCCCAAAUAUCCUGGUGUGUUCACCAGAGUCUCUCAGUACCAGAACUGGAUCAAGUCUUACACGGGCAGCAACCCGCCUGGAUUUGUUCAAUUCAAUUCAACAUCCAGCUCCAACCUAAGAAGUGUACCAAGCUGGCAUAUCACUAUUUUUGUCAUUUAUUCUUUAUGUCUCUUUUUUUUUUAAAUGUAAUAUUCCUGAACAGCUCUCUUACUGAUAUUAUAAGAGCAAACACUAA